Molecule: messenger RNA, 1625 nt
Organism: Ilex paraguariensis (yerba mate)
Lineage: Eukaryota; Viridiplantae; Streptophyta; Magnoliopsida; Aquifoliales; Aquifoliaceae
Source: the annotation of a GenBank genome assembly
CAUUUCGUUCCACUGCUAUCCUUAUUCACAGCACUGAUUCGUGCAUCAAUUCUAUCCUCCGCAUUCAUCGCUGUCUUCGGAGUUCGGAUUCUCCGAAAUAUACACACAUCAUCUCAGUGUAGAGUCAAUUGAUUGGGAAAAAACGGUGGUGCAGAAAGAAGGGGGUUUUAUUUCUAAGUGCAGUUCAUAUGCCAUUGGAUCGGUUUUGUUUCUGGAUUCAGUUAAAAAUUGGAGCAGGGAGAAGCUACUUAGAGGGGAAGAAUCAUGAGCUGUUUCAACUGUUGUGAUGAAGAUGAUAUCAAUAAACCUGCCGAUGGCAGAGGCCUAUACACCAUGAAAAAUCCAGCAGAAAAUGAUGGAGGUUACCGUAACAUAGAAAGUGCAUCCAAGGGUGCUCAAGCUGUAAAAGUCCAGCCUAUUGCAGUUCCCGCAAUUUCGGUUGAUGAAUUAAAGGAAGUUACAGCUAAUUUUGGAAGUGAUUCUUUAAUUGGAGAGGGCUCAUAUGGAAGAGUAUAUUAUGGAGUUCUUAAAAAUGGCCGGGCUGCUGCAAUAAAGAAGUUGGAUGCCAGUAAACAACCAGAUGAGGAAUUUUUAGCCCAGGUUUCUAUGGUGUCAAGGCUGCAACAUGAAAAUGUUGUUGAACUGAUUAGUUUUUGUGUUGAUGAAAAUCAGCGUGUCCUUGCUUAUGAGUUUGCAUCUAAUGGAUCUCUUCAUGAUGUUCUUCAUGGAAGGAAAGGCGUUAAAGGAGCACAACCUGGUCCUGUUCUAUCUUGGGCGCAACGAGUGAAAAUUGCUGUAGGCGCUGCCAGAGGGCUUGAAUACUUGCAUGAAAAGGCAGAACCUCACGUUAUUCAUCGUGACAUUAAGUCUAGCAAUGUGCUAUUCUUUGAUGACGAUGUUGCUAAGAUUGCUGACUUUGAUUUAUCAAAUCAAUCUCCCGAUAUGGCAGCACGUCUGCACUCUACUCGUGUUCUUGGGACGUUUGGUUAUCAUGCUCCUGAAUAUGCAAUGACUGGACAGCUGAAUGCAAAGAGCGACGUAUACAGCUUUGGUGUUGUCCUGCUUGAGCUCCUGACAGGAAGGAAACCUGUGGAUCAUACAUUACCACGUGGACAGCAGAGUCUUGUAACAUGGGCCACACCAAAGCUCAGUGAAGACAAGGUCAGGCAGUGUGUUGAUGCACGACUAGGAGGAGACUACCCUCCCAAGGCAGUUGCAAAGUUGGCUGCUGUCGCUGCGUUGUGUGUACAAUAUGAAGCUGAUUUCCGGCCAAACAUGAGCAUUGUAGUCAAAGCGCUCCAGCCUCUUUUAAAUGCCCGACCUGGCCCUGUUGGGGAAACUCGCCAAACAUGAGCAUUGCUGAGAAAGCCUUUGGACUCCAUUAACGCUCAGCCUUUUGAUACUGGUGAAACCAUGAGUUUGAGAAUUUUCCUCCUCUAAAUACACCUCAUGGGCAUGAGCUGAAAAUAUCAUGUGAGAAUUACAUCAGAAAUUAAUGAUUUUGAAGAUAAUGCGUGUGUUGCUAUGCUUCCAUUUAUUACGCAGCAUUUGAUCGUUCUUAGUGUUUGUGGUGUCUUAUAAUAUGAACUUACAAUAUUUUUGCUGUAUAUGUCUAUUAGUUAUUU